Myxocyprinus asiaticus (Chinese sucker) is the source of this 1437-nucleotide messenger RNA. Its product is annotated as interactor of HORMAD1 protein 1-like. Gene Ontology annotation, cellular component: condensed nuclear chromosome. The transcript is spliced from 7 exons. Gene Ontology annotation, biological process: meiotic DNA double-strand break formation; homologous chromosome pairing at meiosis; DNA recombination. The record is from RefSeq and is a predicted model, not a curated record. Lineage: Eukaryota; Metazoa; Chordata; Actinopteri; Cypriniformes; Catostomidae. The coding region runs from base 16 to 1422 and encodes 468 amino acids.
UUUAAGGCCUGGAAAAUGAAGCCCAACGUCUGGAAUAUAAAGGAGAUUUUGAAUGUCCCCGCCUCUACUGGAGGGAUUAAAGCAAGCAAGGGUUCCGGAAACAGUGACUAUUCCAGCCUGACUGACUCCCAGUUUCUGUUGAGCUCUCAAUUCUGGCCUGACAAUUCUCAAAGCCUUUCUCAGGAGAUGAGUGGUCAGAGCAGAGGCUCUCAGCAAACCUCACAGGAGAUGAAGGAUAUGAUGUUGUCUAGCAAAUAUAGUUCUAAGCCGUUUUUGUUUGGUGCUGAUAGCAAAAUUCCAAACUUCACUGGUUGCAAAGCUGAAGGCAUGUUGGACAGAUUUGAAGAGGAAAAGAGGAAAGCCAAAGAAAAAUAUGAAAGGGAAAUUCUCACUCAUGGAAUUCUACAGUUGCAGGAGUCUCUGGAAAAUAUCAGAGAGAAGUUGUUUAAUCGCAUUGAUGGAAGUAAUGACAUGACCAGAAAAGUUUUAGUGGAGAGAAUGGAUAUUUUUUCAAAAACAAUUGACGGUUAUUUAAACAAAGUGAGAGAGGGUAUAACAUGCCAGUUUGAGACUCUGCAGAGCCAAACACAAAUAGGGAUGGAUGACAGGGAAGGCAAGAUCAGUAUGGCUGCAAAAGAUUUGGGCUCGAACAUGCUUAACCUCAAGCAGGCUCUGGAGCAACUGAAAGCAGAGCAGAGCAAAGAACAGGGCAUGCUGGGAGAGAUUCUGUCCCAGCUUGACACAUUGAUUGCCUUUCAAAAUCCGAUAGCAGGACCUAGCUCUGCCAGAAUGAUUGACAGUGAAGUCCAGACAUCCCCUGGACUAUUAGAGAGGUUCUGUGUAUCAGCUAAAAAGCAUUAUCAGAGCAUGAUGCUAUGUAACAGGCCUGUCAUUUAUUCAAGGAAAGCAGCUGAACAGGACCUGUGUCCACAUAAAACACCAAAGACACAAAUCAGAAAUGCACACAUCCUGCCAGCACAAGUACAGCAGCAGCUCAAGCAAACAGAGGUCACAGAGGAGUUUUCACCUGGUGCCUCGCAGAGAUUAUGGUGCACACAGUUGGUUGUGACCAGACCUUCAAGCCCACUUGUUGAUGCUACAUCCAAUGCAGAUAGACUACUUGUGCAUAUGGAACCAGAAAAACCAUUGUGCGUGAGAGAGAACAGAUUGGGCACAUACACUGAGACUUUGUCACCACCAAAAGUCCUCAGGAGAUGCCAAAAGACCCCGAAUUUCAGGGGGAAAAAGAGACCCUUGGUUCUCCCACAAAGACAAGCAGUGAGAAAGAAAGGGACUGUAAAGAUCUCCAAGGACAGCCAGGAGGAAGUCCUUCAAAGUGAACAAAAACACUUUUUGAGAAAUUUGAGAAAUUGUAUAAAGUAUGUUUUAUGUUCAGUUUCCUUAGGCAUCACAGUGGAUUAGCCUUGUAAGUGAAAC